Cantharellus anzutake is the source of this 922-nucleotide messenger RNA. RefSeq lists its product as uncharacterized. The transcript is spliced from 17 exons. The record is from RefSeq and is a predicted model, not a curated record. Gene Ontology annotation, molecular function: oxidoreductase activity, acting on NAD(P)H, oxygen as acceptor. Bases 1 to 732 code for a protein of 243 amino acids. Lineage: Eukaryota; Fungi; Basidiomycota; Agaricomycetes; Cantharellales; Hydnaceae. Gene Ontology annotation, cellular component: intracellular anatomical structure.
AUGAGUAAAUUCCGUCUUGAUGGCAAAAUAGUCGCAAUUACUGGAGGUGCCCGUGGCCUGGGUUUUGAGAUGCUCCGAGCCUUCUGCGAGGCCGGUGCCGCUGGUGCCGCUAUUCUCGACGUCCUCCAAGAGCAUGGCGAGGAAGCUAUCAAGGAGCUCAACACUGACUUUGGUAUCCCUGCUUCGUUUUACCGUGUCGACGUGCGCGACCAUGUUGCUGUGGAAGAAGCUAUCAACGGUAUCGUGCGUGAUUUUGGCGCAAUUGACGUGCUUUUAUGUUCCGCUGGUGUCGCGGACAACCUACCAGCUGAAUCAUAUCCUGCCGACCUAUUCUUCGCAUCCCAAGCGGCUGGAAAGCACAUGAUUGCUUCUGGGAAAGGCGGCUCAAUUAUCAAUGUUGCCUCUAUGUCUGGACAUAUCGUGAAUUAUCCACAACCACAGUGUGCAUACAAUGCUUCGAAAGCCGCUGUCAUCCACUUAUCCAAAUCCCUGGCUGCCGAAUGGGCCCCACACAAGGUUCGCGUCAACACGAUAAGUCCUGGAUAUAUGAAUACCGUUCUCAAUGAGAAGUUCGACCCUCUCUUGAAGAAAGCUUGGUACGAAAGAACGCCUUCCGGACGGAUGGGCCAUGUUACCGAGUUAAACGGAGCUGCCCUAUAUCUUGCGUCGGACGCGAGUGCUUUCUGUACCGGGUCUGACAUCAUAAUUGAUGGUGGAUACACUGCUUGGUAACGCCAGUAUACCGUAUCUCCUAGCCAGGUCAUACGGGGUCGCAAGGCAGAUAUGUUGCCUUGCCCUGUUUUUUUUUUUCUUCUCACUUCCAUUACUCUGAGGAUAGAUAGAUUUGAGAUGGUGACACACUACGUUAGAUUCUCUUUUCCCCCUUCCCUUGCAAGCCAGUUGUUCACAAUACCAGUCUCCC